This is a messenger RNA of Closterium sp. Naga37s-1, 7566 nucleotides long. The record is from the annotation of a GenBank genome assembly. Lineage: Eukaryota; Viridiplantae; Streptophyta; Zygnematophyceae; Desmidiales; Closteriaceae.
AUGGCGAAGAAUAAACCGCCCGCGCCGCUUAUCUCGUCCUUAAAGCCCGGACUGCCCCCGCCGCAUCCAACGGCUUCGUCAGGCCGGUUGCAGCGAGCUCACAGCGAUGCUGCGAAGAGGGUUCAGUUCGCGACAGGUGGCAUGUCGCCAUUGGAGGAACAGCUACACGGAGCCGGCGCUGCUAGUCAUGCCACGUCGACAGUAGACAGCCAGAGUGAGUCCGGUUUCGUUUUGGUUGCCUGGAAUGGCGUGGAGGAGGGGUUUGCUGGGGUGGUAGAGUGGGUGCUUGGCGGAAGAGGGACGUGUUGGGGCGAGCUGAGGCGCACACAGACGCUCGACUCGCACUCCUUGUAUCCCGACCUUGAUAAGAUCAUGGGUUCAGAGGAGAAUGAACAGGGGGUGGACUUCUGGAAGGUUCGGUCAACGAGCCUGGAGGUUCGGAUCAAAGAGGCAGAGGACGCUCGAGCGAGCAUCACUGCCCAGGCCGUGGCUCUGGCACAACGCAACCAGGAGCUGACGGGCAGACUGAGGCAGUUUCAAGAGGAGGGCGACACGGCAGCCUUUGCAGCAUUGGAACAACAACUGACAGACGUCAAGCUGCGCCUCGACCGCGGCCUCCACGAAUGCUCCUCCCUCGCCGGCACCAGCAGCAGCAGAGCAGCGCUCGGAGGGGCUCUGGGGAUGGAUCCCUCUGGAAACAUCACCAUGAACAUGAUCCCGAACAGCAGCAGCGGAGGAGAUUUGGCUGCAUUAGGGUUAGGGUCUGCGAGGAGAAUGGGCGCUGGGAGUUAUUUUCCCGAUGCUGCUGGGGCUGCUGGGGGCGGAGGGGGAUUCGUGGGGGGAAAGGGGGGUGGGAAAGGAGGGAGCAUGGGAGGCGGGGCGAGCGAGGGGUUGAAUCUUCAGGUGGCUUUGGAGAGAGCGCCGUUUAUGAUCGCGCACCUGGACACGAGUUUGAGAUACACCUGGGUGUUCAACCACAACUUGCUGGUCAAUCAGGAUAUGAUUGGGAAAAGGGACUAUGACAUUCUGCCACGUGGCACUCUAGGAGUGGAGGAGGCGAUGGAGAUCAAGCAGCGGGCGCUGGCCACAGGCAAGGCGCAGCGGGGCGAGGUGGUGUGGCAGCUUCCUGGAAGGCCCCCCAUGGUGUGGGUGACAACUGCCCGGCCAAUCAGGGACGAGAAGGGGCGGACUGUGGGAGUGACUACAUCGAGUGUGGACAUAACAGAGGAGGCGCAGUACAAGGAGCGGCUGAUGGCACUGAGGGCGGAGUUGAUGGUGCGCAGCACAACGGAGAAGGAGCUGCUCUCUCGCCUCUGCUCCUCACCCCCUCUUCCCCUUCAUUCCCCACUCCCUCUUGUUGCUGCUGCUGCUGCUUUACCCCUUCCCUCCUUCCCCACCCCCUUCCCCCCCCUCCCCCCCCACCAGGCGCAGUACAAGGAGCGGCUGAUGGCUCUACGAGCAGAGAUGAUGGUGCGCAGCACAACGGAGAAGGAGCUGCGGCGCGCAUACGAGCUCACAGAGGACGCCAUGCGCGCCAAGUCCAUGUUCCUCGCCAUCAUGUCCCACGAGAUCCGCACCCCCCUCAACGGGAUCCUCGGAUUGGCCGAAGUUCUGCUCGAAUCUGGAGCGUUGGAUGAGGAGCAGCGCGAGAUCGUCGAGACGAUGAUGUCAUCGGGCGUGAUCAUAUCGGAUAUUCUCGCGGAUAUUUUAGAUCUCGCGAGUAUGGAAGCGGGAGAGAUGAAACUCGAGGAGCAUCCCUUCGAGCCGGUAGCGGUGGUGAAUCAUAUCCUGAAAAUGGCCAUGGCUGCCACUAAAGAGAAGGGGAUUAAAGUCCUAGCGGAUAUUUCUCCGGAUAUUCCGGCGCAGAUUUUAGGAGACGAGCUGCGGGUCCGGCAGGUGAUAAAAUACCUGGUCUUAAACGCGAUUAAGUUCACGCACACGGGGCAUAUUUUGCUGCGGGUGUCGGCCCAUGACAGGGAUCCCUCUGCUUCUAUUGUGAAGGCCACUGGCGCGUAUGCUGUGGGGGGGUGGAACGUUGCCGGAGGUGGAGGAGCAGGAGGAGGAGGAGGGGCAGGAGGGUCUGGAGCUGCUGCUACUCUAGGCCGGGGGAAAGGGCUGGCUGUGGAAAUGCACAGUCAUAAUAAGGGCGCGAGGGCAGGGGGAAGCGGGCGGUUACCGCUGUUGUCCGAUGUUACGGAGGAGCAUUUGAAGAAAUUGGCAAGUUUGGGGAGUUUGGAGCAGGCAGCGCCGCUACUGGCUGAGCUUCCGACUGAGGAGUAUGGAGAGGAGGAAGAGGAGGAGGAGGAUGGGGAUAGCGAGAGGACGAGAGGGGAGGAGGAAGGAGGGAUGCUGAGACCUGGAGGGGGAGGGGCAGGAGGAGGAUUCUGGGGCUCGAUCGUACCAGCAGGGGCCGAGAAGGGGAAGGGGAAAGCGGCGGCAGCGGCAGAAAGGCAGAUCGGCGGGGAUAUGGACGUGUGGUUGUGGUGCGAGGUGCACGACACAGGCGUGGGGAUCCCUAAAGACGCCUUCCCGCUCCUCUUUGAGAAAUUCACUCAAGUGGAAGGCGGGCCGACGAGAGCCUACGGAGGCACAGGGCUAGGCUUGUCUAUCUGUAAACAGUUAGUAGAGUUAAUGCAUGGGAAGAUGGCGAUUAAAUCGAAGGUCGGGACGGGGUCGGUGUUUGCGUUCUCCGUGUGCUGCCAGCGUACUACUCCCCGCUCCCGCCCCGCGUCGCCCACGGGUGCGAGCGCGAUUGCUGCGGCUGUGAACGCGCCGUUUGGGUUUCCCAAGAGUGUGUCUGUGUCGGGGCCUUCGCCUGGGUCGGUGGCUCGGGCGUUGUCGCCUGUGAGGGAGCAUAUGGGGCAGGUGAGGGGAGGAAUGGGGGAGGGCGAGGAGGAGUAUACCGAAGAUGAGGAGGGGGAGGAAGAGGAGGAGGAUUAUGAGAGUGAAUAUACGGAUGAUUCGCCGAUUGCCAUCACACCCAAGCACUUGCGUCAACCACGGGGAGCAGCAGCAGGAGGAGGAGGAGCAGGAGCAGGAGCAGCGGGGGUGGGAGCAGGGGUGGUGGGAGGGGGGUUGGCGGGGCUGCUAGCCCGAGCCAAGGCGAUGAAAGGGGAGGUGGGGGGGUCAGGGGAGGGGCUAUCUGGGGGAGGUGCAUCUGGGGCGGGCGCCAUGGCAGGUGCUGGGUCGCUGCCUUCUCUGUCUCCUGCAUCGGCCAAAGGCCCAGAGACGAAAAUCUUGGUGGCUGAAGACAACCCCGUGAACGUGAUGGUGCUGCUCUCCAUGCUCAAGCGCCUGGGGCUGCGAGCCACAGUGGCCAAGAACGGUGUGGAGGCGUUGGAAGCGGUGAGGAGGGAGCGGUUCGACCUGCUGCUGUCGGACCUCUGCAUGCCGCUCAUGGAUGGGCUGCAGCCUGUUACACAAAACUGGCUCACAUUGAUUGAGGUAGAGGCGGUGAGGGGGGAGCAGUUUGACCUGCUGCUGUCGGAUCUCUGCAUGCCGCUCAUGGAUGGCCUGCAGGUGGACUAUCUGAUUCGGCAGUAUGGGCGCACAGGAGUGUUUCCAGAGGAGGAGGUGGAGCGAGCAAAGCACAGGGGAGCGCCGGCAGGGGAUGAGAAAUCCGGGCUGACCUGGCAACCGCCCUCCAACCUCCCCCUCUCCUCCCCCUCUCCUCCCCCUCCCACCUUCUGCUUGCCUGUUUCAUUCACGCCGUGCCACCUGUGCCAAAUGCUAUCUGCCUUCCUGUCUGUCUUUCAAUCCGUCCCGUUCAUCUCUACCCCAACCACAGGCAGCCUACCUGAUCCGGCAGCGGCCUACCUGAUUCGCCAGUACGAGCGCACGGGGGUGUUUCCAGAGGAGGAGGUGGAGCGAGCAAAGCAUAGAGGAGCGCCAGCAGGGGAUGAGAAAUCCGGAAUAGCCUGGCAACCCCCCUCCAACCUCCCCCUCUCCUCCCACUCCCACCGCUUGCCCUGUCUAUCCUCAACCCAAACCCGACAGGCAGCCUACCUAAUCCGGCAGUAUGAGCGCACGGGCGUGUUCCCAGAGGAAGACGUGGAGCGAGCAAAGCACAGGGGCGCGCCGGCAGGGGAUGAGAAAUCUGGGCUGACGUGGCAACCGCCCUCCAACCUCCCCCUCUCCUCACGCCGAGGGGCCCUGCCCCGCCUCCCCAUCAUAGCCGUUACUGCAAACGCUCUUAAGGAGGAUGAAGAGCGGUGCUAUGCGGUGGGGAUGGACGGGUUCCUGGGGAAGCCGGUGCAGUUUCCAAAGCUGAAGGAGGCGAUCGGGGAGUUUAUAGAACUCCCCGGGUCACGAUUGCUGCAAGGAGCUGGGAGUGGUGGGGGUGGAGGAGUUGGGAGAGGGGGAAUUGGGCAAUCUAACCCCCCUUCGGGCGCACCAGGAGGGUUAUUAUCCAUGGGGAGCGGGGUAGCAGCGCUCCUAGCAGGUAUCCCCCCACAAGCCGCCGCCCCUGGCUUUCCAGCCCCGUCCAAGCUCUCAGGCAGCGUUCAGCGUCUCGUAGUGCCCGCCCGGCCGAGCAGCUACAGCGGAUCGGGGUCGGCGAGUGGGAGCAUGACUUACACAGGGGAUGAGGAGGAUUAUCAAGGAGAAGAGGGGGAAUUUGAUGAUGAUUAUGAUGGGGAGUAUGAUGAUUACGAGUCGACUGUUUACUCGCCUAGAUCUGCAGCGGUACGGCGUGGUGCCAGGACUCCAGGAGGGGCGAGCACGGCCAGAACCCCCGGGGGUGCGAGUGUGGCUAGAACCCCUGGAACUACCAGAAGCUUCCGAACGUCGAUGUUUUACGAUGGGAGGGAGGAUAGGAGCGUGUAUGGGGGAGCAGGGAGUGUGUAUGGGGGGACAGGGAGUGUGUAUGGGGGCGCGGAGAGCGUGUAUGGGGGCGCGGCUAGUAGCGUGGGGGGGUAUAGUCGUGCCACAGGGGGGAUGGGAGGAGGUGGAGGCGGGAUGGGAGGAGGAAUGGGAGGAGGGAUGGGAGGAGGAAUGGGAGGAGGGAUGGGAGGGUUGAGAGGGAUGGGAGGAGGGGUGGGAGGUGCAGGAUUAGCAGCAGGAGGGUUAGCAGGAGGAGGAGGGCUAGGAGGAGUAGGAGCAGGGGGGCUGACAGGAGCAACAGCUGCGAAUAUAGCAGCCCUGCGCUAUCUAACUGCCCGUGCUGCAGGAAUGGGAGGGCCGGGGUCUAUAGGGGGGAGCUCCCUGUCGUCGUUUUCUAACCUGCAGAGGAAUUCGGCUCAAGGAGGGAGGCUUUUAGGAGGGAAUUUGGCUUAUAACGGAGGCGCUUAUAAUGCAGCCUUGGGUGGUGGGGCGGGUGUUGGGGGAGUGGGAGGGGCAGGAGGCCUGGGCGGAGGUUUGGCAGGAGGCUUCGGAGGAGGUAUGGGAGGAGGUUUGGCAGGUGGUUUGGGAGGAGUGGGAGGAAGAAUGGGGGGAGGAUUGGGUGGGACAGGUGGGAUGGGUGGACUUGGGGGUUCGUCCUUCCAGCAGUUGCAGCAGCUGCAGCAGCAGCUACAGCAGCAGCACCAGCAGCAACAGCAGCAGCAGCAGCAGCAGCAGUUGUUGAGUAACUAUGGCGGAUUGGGAGGAGCAGGAGCAGGGUUGGCAGGAGGAGGGAUGGGAGGGAUGGGAGGGAUGGGAGGAGGAGGGGUGGGAGGAAGGAGGAGGCCUAUAGCGAGUGCCACUGUAGCGGGUAAUGGUGGUGCUUUUCUGAGGCAAAACGUGGGAACAGGUGGCAAUGCUGCUGGUUCUGCUGCUGGUGUUGCCGGUGCUGGUGCUGGUGCUGCUGGUCGUGGUGGUGGUGGUGCUGGUGCUGGUGGUUUGGAUGUUAAUGGUGAUGGUGGUGGUGGCUUCGGUGGUAUUGGUGGUGGAAGGGCGAACGGUAUUGGGACAGGUGGAUUAGGAGGAGGUGGAUUAGGAGGAGGUGGGUUUGCCGGUCAGGCAGCAGGUGGGAUGGCAGGAGGAGCACCAGGUGGUAUUUCAGGUGGAAUUUCAGGAGGGAAUGCGGUCCCUCCUCCCCCUGCAGGGGCCUCUCAGGCGCAGCAGCUUCAGUACCUGAUUCAGCAGCAGCAGAUGCUACUAGCUCAGACACACGCUCAGAUGCAAGCGCGGCAGCAGCAGCAACAGCAGCUGCAGCAACAACAGCAGCUGCAGCAGCAGCGGCAGCAGCUGCAGCAACAGCAACAGCAAUUGUUGGCAGCAGGAGGGUUGGGGAGGAAUUUAGGGGGAGGUAUGGCUGGUGGCGCGGGGUUAAGUGCUGGUGGUGUGGGGGCUAUGGGGUUAAGUGCUGGCGGCAUGGGAGGUAUGGGGUUAAGUGGUGGUGCACUUAGUGGUGCUGGUGUUGGGGGUUUGGGAGGAGGUUUGAUGAAUCGAGGAGGAAUGGGAAUGGCUGGUAUGGGAGCAGCAGGUCUGGGAACAGCAGGGAUGGGAGUGGCAGGUUUGGGAGCAGCAGGCUUGGGAGCAGGAGGGAUGGGAGCAGCAGGAAUGGGAAUGAGAACAGGAGCAUUGGGAGUAGGAGGGAUGGGUAAUGCAACCUCUCUAGCAGCACUAGGUUUAGGAGGAGGAGGAGCAGGAGGGCAAUUGCGAAGUGAAUUUCAAGGAAUGGGGGGGGCAGGGGACAGAGGAAGAGGAGGAAUGGAAGGAGCAGCAGGAGGAGCGGCAGCAGCAGGAGCAGGAGGAGGAGGAGGGGUGCGGGGCACUGUAGCAGCUCGAGUCGCCCCUCAGCGUCGCCCGGAGUUCCUGGCCGGUGCGGUUACCAGCGAGAGCAGGUUCGGCGAGGAGAGCUACAGUGAGAGCGAGAGCACAAACGCCCGGAGCCGCGGCAGGUUCGGCGGAGGUCCGGGAAUGGGCCGCGAAGGCUCAGGGAUCGGGCAGAGCAUGAUCGGGGGGAGCUCGAGAGAGGGUGGAGGGUCUGUCACUUCGUCUAUGCUGAAAGGGAGUGUGGGGGCGGGACUGGGGGGGGUGAAUCUGAGAGAUGGGGGGUUUGUGAGUAGGUAUGGGCAGAGCCCGUAUCCCAGAGCUGGGGCGAGUGGGGGUGGGGGUAAGUGGAGUGAAAGCCAUACAUCCCGAACCACUUCAUCAGCUAAGGGCAGGGACCUUGACAGGAGAGGUAUGGGAGGAGGUAUGGGAGGAGGGAUGGGAGGAGGGAUGGGAGGAGGGAUGGGAGGUGGGAUGGGAGGAGGGAUGGGAGGAGGGAUGGGAGGAGGGGGAGAAGGGGAUGGGGGGAGAGGGGGGUAUCAAGGAGGGUCCCCUCCUAGGAUGGCUGCAGGGCAAGCGGUUUCAGCAGCAGCAGCAGCUGCAGCGGCAGCGGCUGCAGCAGCAGCAGCGUCGCAGAGAGCACUAGCAGCCACUUCUGCCGGAGCUGCAGCUAUGGCAGGCCGAGCCGAGAUGGUUCGGGAGGAGGAACGGGCCGAGCGGCGCCGAGCCAAAGCCGCAGCUUCGGCAGCAGGGUUAGGAGAUAGAGAGAGAGGUGGGGGCGGUGGAGGGGGGUAUAGAGAUGGGAUGGGCAUGGGGAGAGAGGGUGGUGGUAUCAACGGCCCAGAUCAGGUGUUUGGGCAGCAGAGGGAUUGA